Lynx canadensis (Canada lynx) is the source of this 4940-nucleotide messenger RNA. Its product is annotated as zinc finger protein 764-like. The record is from RefSeq and is a predicted model, not a curated record. Gene Ontology annotation, molecular function: DNA-binding transcription repressor activity, RNA polymerase II-specific. NCBI's taxonomy places the organism in Eukaryota, Metazoa, Chordata, Mammalia, Carnivora, Felidae. Bases 347 to 2701 code for a protein of 784 amino acids. Gene Ontology annotation, biological process: negative regulation of transcription by RNA polymerase II. The transcript is spliced from 8 exons.
AUAUGAUCAAAGAAUGGCGCUCUUAAAGAAUCCAGAGACAACUGGAGCCAGGAUGUCGCCAUAUUUUCUGAAGACACCUUCCGGGUCUCUUAACCCGGCUGUCUAAAUCCAAGCUGCCAUGAAGUGAAUAAACACCGAGGGGUUUUGUUUGUCCCCAUCACACCCCCCCCGAAUCCCUAGCAGCCAGUCCCUGCUACCUCGGUGCCCUCGACUGCGUCCGGACGCUAAGGCUGGGCGGGGCCCCGGCCUCCGGAGCCCUUCCUGUGGACGACGAAAGCUGAGGCCGCGCGCGGGGAGGCAGUGGCCUGGGGGACAGGGCGGCCGCUGCUCGGGGCCGGGAGGCCCCAUGGCGCCCCCCCCAGCCCCGCUCCUGGCGCUGAGACCGGGGAAUACCGGGGUUGGUUGUAAGAAGCCUGGGGCCGUGAGCUUCGCGGACGUGGCCGUGUACUUCUCCCCGGAGGAGUGGGGGUGUCUGCGGCCCGCGCAGCGGGCCCUGUACCGGGACGUGAUGCGGGAGACCUACGGCCACCUGGGCGCGCUCGGAUUCCCAGGCCCCAAACCAGCCCUCAUCUCUUGGAUGGAACAGGAGAGUGAGGCUUGGAGUCCCGCCGCCCAGGAUCCUGAGGAGGGGGAAAGCCUGGGAGGAGCUCUGAGAGGAGGCACCCCAAACAAGAAGGAAGAGGCACCAGAGGAAGGGCCAGGAACCAAGGGACCCAGAAAGACUCCUGGGAAGGAGCCUUCUAAAGACCUGGUUAAACACAACCCUGACUGGACCGUAAGAAAGGUUUCGGCAAGAGCACAGCAACCCGCCAACACUGCCUGGAACCAGAGCACAGGUGUGCAGCCCUCGGUCCCGGUGCCCGGCGUGGACACUCAGGACAGCCAGCGGCGUCACGUGUGUGCGGACUGUGGCCGCCGCUUCACCUACCCCUCGCUGCUGGUCAGCCACCGGCGCAUGCACUCAGGGGAGCGGCCCUUCCCCUGCCCCGAGUGUGGCAUGCGCUUCAAGAGGAAGUUCGCUGUGGAAGCCCACCAGUGGAUCCAUCGCUCCUGCUCUGGGGGGCGGCGGGGUCGGAGGCCUGGGAUUCGGGCUGUGCCUCGGGCUCCGGUGCGGGGGGACCGGGACCCGCCGGUGCUGUUCCGACACUACCCGGACAUCUUUGAGGAGUGCGGGGACCCCGGGCCGCCGCCGGCGCUCACGCACCGGAUCCUCUUCCCCUUUGCCUCGCCAAACCGGAGCACAGACGCCGAAGCGGCCACGGCCAUCUUAACUAUGGGCAAGAGGAGCGGCCCCGCCGAGGCUACUUCCGGCCGCCUAGGCCCGGAAGAGCCCAGCUCCCCGGAGCUCUUGGUCGUUGGCCAGCGGGGUGGGCCCUCGAGGGGCCGGCUGUCGCGCUCCCGGCCUUCCGGCCCGCACCCCGGCCCGGAGGCUGCUUCUGGCGCGGGAGGCUCCCCGGACCCCGGCCCGGCACUUUCCAUGGCGCCGCCUCCGGCCCCGCUCCCCGUGGGGGAACCGGACGCGGCCGGGCGCGAGCGGAGGAGGCCGGGCGCCGUGUGCUUCGCGGACGUGGCCGUGUACUUCUCCCCGGAGGAGUGGGGGUGUCUGCGGCCCGCGCAGCGGGCCCUGUACCGGGACGUGAUGCGGGAGACCUACGGCCACCUGGGCGCGCUCGGGUUCCGAGGCACCAAGCCAGCCCUCAUCUCCUGGGUGGAGGAAGAGGCCGACCUGUGGGGCCCGGAUGCCCGGGAUCCGGAGGUGGGAGAGUGUCUGACGGCAGCAGACACAGAUUCCAGAAACAAGGAAGAGAAAGGACAAAGAGAAGGGACUGAGGCACUAGAGAAGAUCCUCUCUGCGGAAGCUCGGCCUGCUGGGCUGACGACUCUGAAACACCCUUCUGCCGGGCUCCCUUAUGGCUUGGAGCAGCCAUCCAAGGCACCUCGCCGGGGUCGCCCCCCACUCUGUGCCCAUCCCCCUGUCCCGAGGGCAGACCAGCGUCAUGGCUGCUACAUGUGUGGGAAGAGUUUCGCCUGGCGCUCUACCCUGGUGGAGCACCUGUACACCCACACGGGUGAGAAGCCCUUCUGCUGCCCUGACUGCGGCAAGGGCUUUAGCCAGGCCUCCUCUCUGAGCAAGCACCGGGCCAUCCACCGUGGGGAGCGGCCCCACCGCUGCCUGGACUGUGGCCGGGCCUUCACCCAGCGCUCUGCCCUCACCACUCACCUUCGGGUCCACACAGGCGAGAAGCCCUACCGCUGUGCCGACUGCGGCCGCUGCUUUAGCCAGAGCUCUGCCCUCUACCAGCACCAGCGGGUCCACAGUGGCGAGACUCCCUUCCCCUGCGCGGACUGUGGCCGUGCCUUUGCCCACGCGUCAGACCUUCGGCGCCACGUGCGCACCCAUACGGGCGAGAAGCCCUACCCGUGCCCAGACUGUGGGCGCUGCUUCCGACAGAGCUCCGAAAUGGCAGCCCAUCGGCGUACCCACAGUGGUGAACGCCCCUACCCCUGUCCUCAGUGUGGCAGGUGCUUUGGCCAGAAGUCAGCCAUGGCCAAGCACCAGUGGGUCCAUAGGCCUGGUGCUGGAGGGCACAGGGGCCGGAGUGCCGGCGGGUUGCCUGUGCCCUUGGCCCCUGGCCAAGGGGAGCUGGACCCACCUGUGGGCUUCCAGCACUACCCGGAAAUAUUCCAGGAGUGUGGGUGAUGGUGAUGGUCUGUAAGAUGGCAAGGCAAAGGGUGAAGGUCUAGGCAUUGCCUGAGGCCCAGGCUUAGCUCAGGGGCUUGAACCUCUGUGGCAGCUCCAGGGAGGUCACAGAAUUCUGGACAAGAGGUGGACCUGGGGGACGAGGACCGUCUUAUCUUAGGCCUUCACAAGCUUGAUCUGUUGACACCUUGCUCCCAGAUUCUAGAAGCCCCCUUUGCUGAGUUAGGGCUGAAGUAAGCACUUCCACAAGACAUCCACUGUGGGGGAAGAAAAGGCCCGUUUCUCAGCCUAGAUGUGUCAAGAGGAUUGAGGUAGAAGAGAACUUUAUUCUACCCGUUGUCUUUUUACUGCAGGGCUUAAAAACUGAUGGCGUGUACUGAAUCUGGCUCGCAGCAACAUUUAAAACAUUACUUUUGGCCCAACCAGCAUUUUCAAGUGUCCCAAAUUCUUGGUUAAGAUUUAAAAGGAUGUUGCACGCAAAAAUUCAGGUUUCUGGGCUCUUUUGAAAAAUCCAAAGAUUUGGCAACUUGACCUGCGCUCCCGCGAAACCUCAAUUGGCAGGAGCCUAGGAGCAGCUGUCCAGCACGCCCACCACUCCGUGUCACCUCCUGACUAGCAUCAGCUGGCACUUGUCAUUACUUGUCCAUGCCCCUGGGUAAAGCAGGCCCUCUUUAUCUGGCAUUUCCCCCUCAUUUUACAUGACCUCUUGGUUUCCUCUAGUCAUUUGAGUUUGCAAACCGGUGCACAGCAUUCAUGUUCUCCUGAAUCAGGGAUUCAGGUAGCAUGUAUGUGAAAGGGUGGCAGGAGAGAAGUAAAAGCAGGCUUUAUUUCAGAUGUUUGCUGUAUCACAUUCUCUGAUUUCCAAAGUACUGUCUUGUCCAUCAACUCAUUUUGUCCUCAUAACCACCCGAGGAAGGAACCAUCUUGCUUGGGAAGGACAGUCCAGUCAGGAAGAGGCUGUCAGGAUUGUAUAUUUUGCCCCAGACCGAGUGGUAUCUCUGUCAGGCCACGGUAUGACUCUCAGCUGACCGGCAGUUCCUGUGUUUGAAGAGGAAGGCUCUGAAUGUGCCCUCUAGUCUUUCUCGGGCCACCCUGGGAGAGCCCUUUUGCUCAGGCUUUAAGCCACCCUCGAGCCAGCGAGGAGGGCCUCGUCAUCUUUUUGAACUGGAAGGGAUCUUGGCUUUUCCAUCCUUUUUUCAUCUGGGGACUCUGAGACUGGGGGAGGCCAAACAACCUGUCCAAGGUCACAUACAGAGUGAUAUUCCAGGGUUCUGGGUCUACAGCUGUCUUGACCACACCACUCCUGAGUUCCUUGCCGGUGUCUCAGCCAAGGUUCUGGAGGCAUCUGCUCACUCCCUAUAAUGGCUCCCAAGCAAUGACCUGGACUAGGGACAGAGGAACCCAGUAUCGGUGAAGCCCAGGCACAAGACGACUGACAAAACACACAUAGCAGAGCAAGGCAAGAGAGAAACCAGCCCAAGAUGAGAGUUCUAGGGCAAACAGAAGCAAAGCUUGCCUCUUCUCUUUUUUAAGUACUGCCCAUCAUGAACAAAGGGGUCAGGCCAGGAACAUGUGGGAUUAGCAGCCAAGAGAACCGUGCUCAUCUUUAUUCCCGAGCUGUAUCACCUGUGACUCCAUUAUCCAUCUACUACCAGUUCCUCUGUGGUCAAGUCCAGCCUUGCCCAGGUGAUGAAGCAGCCAGCCAGGAGCGGACCCGUUCCUGCCUCUGGCCAGGAUGACCCUUCACCUGCACCUCAAGGAGUAAUACCAGGGUCUUGUGUCUUCUGCUAGCCUGUAUGCACUUGCUUUCUUCACCCAACUCAGCCCCAGUCGUGUCUGGCCUACGUUAGGAAGAAACCAGAUUUGUUGUAAAGGAAGAGGUAGAAAAUUUGGUGAAAAGACACUGUUCAGGUGAAGUAAUCAACCGACUUGAUUCCAACUUAAUCUUCAAAUCGGACCCCACCAAGACCUGACUUACCCUAAAUUCUACUGGGAGGAUUGGCUCAUGCGCCACCUUGUCACAAGGGGGACGUGAAGUGAAAAGAGCACCUUGGCAACAGGAGCUACAUUUGUAUCAGCUUUUAAUUCCCUAGAGAAGCCAGUGUACAACCCUUCCCUUGCCUAAACCCUCAGCACUGCCUGGGGAAAGCCCAGCCUGCAACACCAGUUGUCAGCUCAGCUUCAAAGCCAGAUCUGGACCCUGCCCGCAGCUUACCAAUUAAAGGUACCAUAAUUACUA